AUGGCUGGCCGCUUCGUGAGAGCAUCCAAGUACCGCCACGUAUUCGGCAAAUCAACAAAGAAGGAGUCAUGCUAUGAUAACCUGCGAAUCAGUCGCAAUGCCUGGGAUACCAACUUGGUCAAGGCCAACCCCGAGUACAUUUCCGUCAAUUGGGAAGCUAGCGGUGGAGGCGCCUUUGCUGUUAUCCCCGUGAAUGAGAAGGGCAAGCUACCCGACGUCAUUCCCUUGUUCCGUGGACAUACUUCGGCCGUCCUCGAUACAGACUGGAACCCCUUCAACGAUCGCAUCAUUGCCUCGGCCUCCGAUGAUGGCAAGGUCAUGAUCUGGGAAGUCCCCCGAGACUUCACUCUCUUCACCGACGCCGAAGAGCCCGCCGAUGUUCACCCCGUUGCCAAGCUCACUGGCCACUCGAGAAAGAUUGGACAAGUGCUCUUCAACCCUGCAGCGGAAAACAUCUUGGCUUCGGCUUCCGGCGACUUGACUAUCAAGCUGUGGGAUGUCGGUACCGGCCAGGCCGCGCUGUCCAUGAAGCACCCCGACAUUGUCCAGUCUCUGUCUUGGAACGCCGCUGGUAACAUGAUGGUAACAACAUCGAGGGACAAGAAGCUGCGUGUUUGGGAUGUCAGACAGGAGCGCCCAGCCUCGGAACACCAGGGACACGAGGGUGCCAAGAACAGCAGAGCCGUAUGGCUUGGUGAACAGAACCGUAUUGCCACCACGGGUUUUUCGAGGAUGAGCGAUCGUCAACUGGCCCUGUGGGAGCCCGGAAACACUUCGCCCAUUGGCGGCUUCACCACCCUCGACAGCAUUUCUGGUGUUUGCAUGCCUUUCUGGGAUGACAGCUGUAACUGCUUGUACCUUGCUGGAAAGGGCGACGGAAAUAUCCGCUACUUUGAAUAUGAGAAUGACAAGUUCGAGUUCUUGUCCGAGUACAAGUCUGCCGACCCGCAACGAGGAAUUGCCUUCUUGCCCAAGCGUGGAGUCAAUGUUCAUGAGAACGAGGUCAUGAGAGCUUUCAAGACGGUCAACGACAGUUACAUUGAGCCCAUUUCGUUUACUGUCCCCCGCCGUGCUGAGACAUUCCAAUCGGAUAUCUACCCUCCUGCUGUUGGUGCAAAGCCUGGCCUCAGCGCCUCGGACUGGCUCUCUGGAAAGACUGCUCUCCCUUCCAAGAUCGACUUUGAGAGCAUCUAUGAGGGCAAUGCGCCUGUUGAGGUCGCUUCGGACUACAAGCCUCCUGCUGCUAUUCCAGCUGCUGCACCUGUUGCCAAGCCAGCUCCCAAGAAGGAGCCUGAGCCCGCACCGGCCGCCGCUGCCAGAUCGCCUCCACCCACAAUGAAGGACCAGAAGCAGUCCAUGGCUGCCAUGGCUUCCAAGUACGAGGAUGAUGAAGCAGAGAGCGAUGACGACGAAUCUAGCUUCGAGGAGAUUUCGAAGCCUACUCAACGGAGCGCGGUUCCGGCCAGCGCACAGCCAAAGGCCGCUCCUGCACCUACCAAGACGUUCUCUGCACCGCAGCCCAAGCCUGCUCCGUCCGUCAGAUCCCCGACUUCCACCACAUCCUCUGCCGCCGCCACACCGACAGCAUCUGCUCCCGCUCCGAGCGCCUCGUCCAACAGUUCAGUAGAGGCCAGCCUAGAGCAGAUCAAACAACUCCUGGAGACGCAAACCAAGAUGAUCACCUCGCAAGGACAGCAAAUUUCAGUAUUGACUGGCGAAGUAGAAAGCCUAAAGAAGCGUGUGGGAUCGGGCUCACAAGAUCAGAGUGAGCGCGUUAGACAGCUAGAAUUGGAGCUCGAGGCUCUGCGAUCUUAA
This is a messenger RNA of Pestalotiopsis fici W106-1, 1815 nucleotides long. RefSeq names its product Coronin-like protein crn1. Gene Ontology annotation, molecular function: actin filament binding. Gene Ontology annotation, biological process: actin filament organization. The transcript has 7 exons. The coding region runs from base 1 to 1815 and encodes 604 amino acids. Lineage: Eukaryota; Fungi; Ascomycota; Sordariomycetes; Amphisphaeriales; Sporocadaceae. The record is from RefSeq and is a predicted model, not a curated record.